GGGGUUUUUAAUCCCACCCAACUGCUUCGUUUUACACAAAUCGUCAGGUCGCUAUUUCCCAUUAAUUUCAAAAUUUUCAAUCCUCUCUGGGUAGUUGGAGUCUUCCUUCUUCUUCUUCUUCUUCUUCCACUCGAGGGGAUGCCAAAUUUCAUCUCCCAAUGGCUUCUUUCACUUGGUUGUAUAUCGGCUUAGGCUUGGCUCUGGGGUUCCUCUUUUUGGGCAUAGUUGCAGAGCUUUACUAUCUUCUAUGGCGGAACAACAAGAGAAUCAAUACAACAGGGGUUCAACACGACGCCUACAACAAACCCCGCCCACUUCCUCUGAUUCCUUCUGAAACUAACUCCACUCGUGAAAUUACCAGAAACCCCCUUGAGAAUCGCCAUGGAUUGGACCUUGAGUUCGGCAGCGGAGAGGAUUUGUUGUUGAAGACGGCGGCGGAAGACGAUGAACACGAUGAGGCAGAGGAAGAGGAUGUUGAGCUGAUGGCGAUUUACAAUCUCGCAGGGCAACCGAGAUUUCUGUUCACAAUCAAAGAGGAAACGAGGGAAGAUUUGGAAUCUGAGGACGCGAAAUCGAGAGGCGAUAGAAGCAGAAAAGGGUCAAGAAAUCGCAGCUUGAGCGACAUAAUUACCGCCAUUGAAACUCCAUUUUUCACUCCAAUCGCUUCUCCUCCAUUGAAAGCUUCUCCUCUCUGUUCUUUAGAUUCAUACAAACUCCAUGAAUUCAAUCCGCUCUUCGAAUCCUCAUCUGAAUUGGAGCAGAAUCUGAACAGGAUGAGAUCCUCGCCGCCUCCCAAGUUCAAAUUUCUCCGAGAUGCAGAGGAGAAACUAUACAGAAGAUUAAUGGAAGAAGCUCAAAAAAGAGGCGAGAUCCUAAACACCAAAAACGAACAGAGAAAGCCCUCAAGUUCUUCCCAGGUUCUUCCUCUGGUUUCUUCCCCUCCAGAAUUCCGAACACUUCCCAACCACAAGAUCACGCCCUUCUCUUAACUUCAUUGAUUCAUAAUCCGCUUGUUUAUCUGUAAAUAUAUAGUUCCAAGUUUUUUUAAUUACGAUCUUGUUCUUGUUUCUUGAAGCAUUGCUACCAUCAUUCAAGUAUGGUGGAUUUUAAUUACCUGGAUUAAACUUCUAG
Molecule: messenger RNA, 1131 nt
Organism: Cucurbita moschata (crookneck pumpkin)
Lineage: Eukaryota; Viridiplantae; Streptophyta; Magnoliopsida; Cucurbitales; Cucurbitaceae
Exons: 1
Coding region: 159-989 (276 amino acids)
Source: RefSeq, a predicted model, not a curated record